Molecule: messenger RNA, 240 nt
Organism: Punctularia strigosozonata HHB-11173 SS5
Lineage: Eukaryota; Fungi; Basidiomycota; Agaricomycetes; Corticiales; Punctulariaceae
Exons: 4
Source: RefSeq, a predicted model, not a curated record
AUGUUUGCCCAAGUUCUCCUCUUCCUGGCUACCCUCAGCCUGCUACAUGAUUUGUCACAUCUCAAAGCCCUUGGAAAACCCGAGGGAGCUUUACCUUCGGACGUCGCUGUCGAAGCGAUUGUAUCUCUCGUGUUGGGGACAAUCGGGGCGUCCAUGAGGGCGCCAACGCUGAAGGAAAUAACAUGGGCGAGCGAAAUGAAGACAAGAACGGUGGAGGAGAUGAACACAAGAUUAGGCUUC